Messenger RNA from Hansenula anomala, 1239 nucleotides. RefSeq lists its product as uncharacterized. The record is from RefSeq and is a predicted model, not a curated record. The transcript has a single exon. Gene Ontology annotation, cellular component: Cul4-RING E3 ubiquitin ligase complex. Bases 1 to 1239 code for a protein of 412 amino acids. NCBI's taxonomy places the organism in Eukaryota, Fungi, Ascomycota, Saccharomycetes, Phaffomycetales, Wickerhamomycetaceae.
AUGGAGAUACCUGGAUACUAUUUCGAUGAAACAAAGAAGAAAUAUUUCAAGAUAACUCAUAAUGAUGGUGGUUCUAGAGCUAGCAAAUACAGUUCGAGUUCAAUAAAAAAAGUGAAUGAAAAGAAUGAGAGAUCUAGGAAAAGGGCCAAAUUCGAAAUCAAACCUACCAAUAAUGUUCCAUUCGCACUUAAAGAAGCUCAGCAUAUCCAAUCAAUGAUUAGUUCGAGACCCAUAGAUCAAAUAAGAGCCAGCAUUCAGGAGUUUGAGAUUACCAAGUUACGAUUUGAAGGAUCAAUGAAGACAAGAGGCAGAUUGAACUCCGAUUCUUUAAAGAAAAUUACUUGUGAUGGCCAAAGUAUGAUAUUGAGUAGUCUCAAUAAUAUAUAUGAGAUACCCUUAGAAUCUUUAGAAUUCAACUCAACUCAAGAGUUGUUCCCAAUGCUCAAACUCCAUAGAGUUGAUAAAGUGACUUCACUUUUGAGAGAUCUAACAAUAGUUGAAAAUAACGAGACAAGACCAAUUAUAAGGACAUGGUUUGGUGGUAGUCCUGAUGAACCUAGUGAAGUUGAAUUGAGUACCGAAGUUCCUCAUAUGACAACAAGGAGUCAUGUUCAAAGUCCAAAAAAUGAAUCAUUCAACAAAUCAAUUUACAAUUAUCAUAGUGACUCCAUUCUGAUAUGUGGAAGUAAGAGUGUGCUUAAAUAUAGCUCAAAUUUAUUUGGAUCUAAUAGGCAAGUAAUCUAUAAAGGGUUUGAUGUUUUGUCGAUAGAUUCAAAAGAGAAGAACAUUUAUGUUUUAGGAGCUCGAAAUGGGCAAGCUAUGGUUGUGGAUGAUAGGUUAGAUUAUAGGAGAUUUUCUCAAGGAAAUGAUAAUAGAAGGGGAAAUUCGCCACUUAUAAAUAUAAAAUGUUUGAGUGCUGAUCGCGUUCUUUGUUCAUAUUUGGGUUCUAAAUUGAAAUUAUUUGAUAUCAGAAUGGGGUUUAAAAAUCCACUAGUUGACUACAAUACUGCCAAAUCAGUCCAAAAUGUUUUUGGUGAACAGUUAGAAAUGAUUGAUGAUCGUAUAGCAAGACUUCAGAACCAAUCGUUGUGUGAAUUUUUCAACAUCACAAACCCUGUUCCAUUGAGAACCAUUGAGUUCAGUUCUGACGAGCAGGCAAUCGAUAGCUGCUCAAGUUUGAAAGGUAGUGCACAAAAACUUUUGACUACAGAUGGAAAGAAUAUAGGAUUUUACGGUUAA